UUAACAAAAAUCUGCCCAACUGUCUUUUUUUCUAAUUUUCUAGUUGAUUCCAGAAAACAGCAAGCAUGGCCGGUGGAUUACCAAUAAUUAUUCUCAAUCAAAAUACUAAGAGAGAGUCUGGAAGAAAAGUCCAGAUAGGAAAUAUUGAAGCCGGCAAGACAGUUGCUGAUAUCAUUCGAACAUGUUUAGGCCCAAGGAGCAUGUUAAAGAUGUUGAUGGACCCUAUGGGUGGCAUUGUUAUGACGAAUGAUGGGAAUGCUAUUCUUAGAGAGUUGAAUGUACAACACCCAGCUGCCAAGUCCAUGAUAGAGGUAGCAAGAACUCAGGAUGAAGAAACAGGCGAUGGAACCAAAUCAGUUAUCAUAUUAGCUGGUGAGGUCUUAUCAGUGGCUGAGUUAUUUAUCCAUCAACAGAUGCAUCCUACUGUGAUUAUAGCUGCAUAUAGACAAGCUUUAGAAGACAUUCUAGAAGAUCUGAAACAUAAAAUAGCUGUUCCAGUUGAUACAUCAAACAAGGAAGAAAUGCUCAAAAUCAUCAGUAGCUGUUUAGGAACUAAAUUUAUUAGCAAAUGGAUGGAUUUGGCCUGUUCCAUAGCCUUGGAGGCCACAACUACAGUUGCCACUGAAGAAAAUAAUAAAAAGGAAAUUGAUAUCAAGCGCUAUGCUAAAGUUGAAAAGAUUCCAGGAGGGCUUAUUGAAGAUUCCAAAGUGUUGAAAGGUGUCAUGUUCAACAAAGACAUUACACACCCCAAAAUGAGGAGGCGAAUUGAAAAUCCAAGAAUUCUCUUGUUGGACUGCAACUUGGAAUAUAAGAAAGGAGAAAGUGUGACCAACAUUGAAAUUCAAAAGGAGGAAGAUUUUUCGAAAAUCUUAAAGAUAGAAGAGGAAUUUAUUGAGAAGAUGUGCAAGGAGAUCAUUGCUUUGAAGCCAGAUCUUGUCAUAACAGAAAAGGGUGUUUCUGAUUUAGCGCAGCAUUAUUUGGUGAAAGAAAACAUUAGUGUCAUUAGACGAGUGAGAAAAUCUGACAAUAACAGAAUUGCAAGGGCAUGUGGAGCUAAUAUUGCUAACAGAACUGAUGAACUCAAAGAGGAAGAUAUUGGAACUGGGUGUGGUUUAUUUGAAAUACAAAAAAUUGGUGAUGAGUAUUUCACAUUCUUGACUGAGUGCAAAAAUCCAAAGGCAUGUACUAUCCUCUUAAGGGGUGCCAGUAAGGACAUUUUGAAUGAAGUGGAGAGAAACUUGCAAGAUGCCAUGAAUGUUGCACGCAAUAUAAUGUUGGAUCCAUACUUGGUACCUGGUGGAGGAGCUACAGAAAUGGCUCUUGCUCAGGCCUUGAAUGAAAGAGCCAAGAGCAUUACAGGAGUUCAUCAAUGGCCUUACCGUGCCAUCUCCAGAGCUCUGGAAGUUAUUCCACGUACAUUGGUUCAGAACUGUGGUGCCAACUGUAUUCGCACCCUUACAUCUCUAAGGGCUAAACAUUCUCAACCCAACAAUACUAGUUGGGGCAUUGAUGGUACAACUGGUAACUUGGUUGAUAUGAAAACUUUUGGUGUCUGGGAGCCCAUCUCUGUAAAGCAGCAGGUUUACAAAACAGCUAUUGAGACUGCAAUACUUUUGUUACGUAUUGAUGACAUUGUGUCUGGUGUGAAGAAACAAGGUUCUGGUGGUGCGGCUGCUGCUCCUCAAGGUGCCCAGCCUGCUGAAGGAGCUGAACAGUAGAAUGUGGAGGAUGUCUAUGUAUUGUGUGCUUAUUUAAAGAGUAAAUGUGUCUGUGAUUUGUUUUCAGUGACACUCCACCUUACACAGAACUAGAAAUAUUUUUGAUUAAGAAAUAUGAACAAAAUUUGUAUUUCAAUAAUGAAUAUCAUACAUAAAAUUUUUGGAUUAUUACUGAAUUUUCUUUUUUUUUUUAAUACUUCUGAAUUUGUAUUAAAUUUCCAACUAAAAAUCUAAUAAAUCUUGUUUUUAGUUUAAUUUUGUUGUUCAGAUACUGAUAUAAAUAUGAGUUGUGUAGCUGAAAUGUGUAUACAUUCACUAUUCUUUUUUUAUACUUGCUCUGUACAUUCAGUGAAUAAGAUUUUAUCAACAAUUUCCCAGUUUGACAUUAGAGAUGUCAUAAUUUAUAUGAAUUCACAAUAUUCUCUUCCACAAAUCUGGACUAGGUUUCCUUAAUGCACAAUCUUUUAAUACAAAAAUCUCAACCAUAAUGAAUUUUCAGGAUUAUUAGUAAAGAGUAUUUUUAAAAGUAAUUGACUUCUUAAAGUACUACAUUCUACUAGAUGUUAAAAGACCUACUGUACAACAUUAAUUUAAAAAAUGAAAUACAUGUGAACAGGAGCUUAAAUUUAACACAAAAAAAAUAAGAAAGCUUAUAUGGAGUGUAAUUGUAAAAAAAAAAACAACUAAAGCUUAUAAAUGGAAUGUAAUUAUAUCUGUAUUGUAAUUAAAUUUGUAAUAGAACUAGACCAACAAAAAUUAAUUCUUGCGAUUAGAAAUAUAUAUUUUUACCAAUA
Messenger RNA from Biomphalaria glabrata, 2512 nucleotides. Its product is annotated as T-complex protein 1 subunit gamma-like. The transcript is spliced from 17 exons. Bases 66 to 1718 code for a protein of 550 amino acids. Gene Ontology annotation, cellular component: chaperonin-containing T-complex. Lineage: Eukaryota; Metazoa; Mollusca; Gastropoda; Planorbidae. Gene Ontology annotation, molecular function: ATP hydrolysis activity; ATP binding; ATP-dependent protein folding chaperone. Gene Ontology annotation, biological process: protein folding. The record is from RefSeq and is a predicted model, not a curated record.